UCUUUUGAACUAAGAAUAGGAAUACCCUUCAAAGUCUUUAAAUAAUUCCAAGUUUUUUCAACCUCUUCAAUGGCUAUUUUAGUAACAUCCAUGUUGCUACUACUAGCCCCAUGGUACUCAUGGGCAUCUGGAGAUAGUGGUUAUGUUGUAGAUGCUUGUAGUGUUACAACAUAUCAAGAUCUUUGUAUCCACUCUCUUGCUUCCUAUUCAAACAUUGCAAAACGGGACCCGAGUAAGUGGGCCCGGGCGGGUGUCUCGGUCACCAUAGGUGAAACGAAGAAUGCGACUCGGUAUUUAUUAGGACUAAAGAAGAAGAAUCGAUUCAAGGGAAGAAAUCGGGUUGCGGUUUAUGAUUGUGUGGAUGUGUUUCAAGACACAUUGGAUAACCUUCACAAAUCGUUAGGGGUGCUUAGACAAAUAAGUGCUGUAACAUUUGAGACACAGAUGGAGGAUGUCACUACUUGGGUUAGCAGUGCACUUACUGAUGAAGAAACUUGUUUAGAUGGGUUUGAAGGGCAAAAAGGGAAACAAAUCAAGUUGUUGGAAAGUAGAGUUAAAAGAGUGAGUUAUUUUACUAGUAAUGCUCUUGCUCUUGUUGCUAAACUUGCUUCCACUGGGCCAUAGGAAUUACGACAACACCCAUUUCACCAUUAUGCCCUUUAGGCAAACUUACCCUUCUUUUUAUAUUUACCAUCUUUAGCAUAAGCAAAUAAAUUGUUGGUUCCCAUGAUUGAAAUAUAUGGAGAAGAUUUCAAACUCAUGGUAACAUGAAUGAAACACUUGUGUAAAUGACUUCACCUUUGUUCCUUUUAUAUAUAUAUCGUGGUAUCAGUAUUUUGUGUC
Molecule: messenger RNA, 843 nt
Organism: Lactuca sativa (garden lettuce)
Lineage: Eukaryota; Viridiplantae; Streptophyta; Magnoliopsida; Asterales; Asteraceae
Product: Plant invertase/pectin methylesterase inhibitor superfamily protein
Biological process (GO): negative regulation of catalytic activity
Molecular function (GO): enzyme inhibitor activity
Source: RefSeq, a predicted model, not a curated record